AUCGGUGGCCGAGCGCUUUCUUCAGCCGGUCUGUAUCUCCUCCCCUCGUCUCUUCCCGCCAAGUGUGAGCGAGGCUCGUCCAGCCAUCUGAUCUUCCCGCUGCGCCAUCUCAGCCGCCGGCCCGAGCACACAGGUCUUCAAACAUGUCUUCUGAUGUAUCGGAUAGCCUGACAAAAGAGGAAAUUGAUGCUGUUGAACAGGCAACAGAGGAGAAAGUUAUUGAUGAAGCUGCUAAUGGAAGUGAAGGAGGAGAAAAUGAAGAGGAGGAGGAAGAUGAGGAGGAAGAUGAUGAUGACAAAAAAGAAAAAAGUCUAAUUGUUGAGGGUAAAAGAGAAAAGAAAAAGGUGGAGCGAUUAAGCUUGGAAAUGACUGUUGUAAAGAAGGAGCCAGUCCUAACUGAAGGAAAGGGUCAAAAAUUGCAUGAUAUAGAACGCAUCUACUACUUCUUGAAGAAGAAGAAAUGUGAGGAGUUACGACUUUUGCAUCGCCUACUUUUUAAUCGCCCAGGCACAGUUAACCUAAUAAAAAAGAAUAUUGGCCAGUUCAAUGGAUUUGCAUUUGAGGCUGGAAGUGACCAGCACAAAAAGAAGGAAGAGAUGCUUAAAAAGUUUAAAAAGAGCGAUUUGAAAAAUAUUUGUGGCAUUCUUGAUCUAGAAAAGUCUGGUGCAAACAUCGAGUUAGUUUCUAGGAUUCUAAAUUUCCUCUUGGAGCCCAAGUCUACAGGAAAAUCCUUGCCAAAAUCCAAAUCAAAGACUCCAAAGGGCGGUAAAAAAGAACGUAGCAGUUCAGGCUCAGCACGGAAAUCCAAAAGCCGUAAAUCCAAUGUGAUUUUGUCUGAUGAGUCUAGCAGUGAAGAUGAGAAAAAAGGUAAAGAGUCUUCAGAGGAAGAAAAAGAAAGUGAAGAGGAAGAAGAGCCACCAAAGAAAAUUGCAAAAAAAGAAAAGGCCAAACCCAAAUCAACACCCAAGAGUAAGAAAGCCUCAAAAUCUGCACAUGUAAAGAAGGCAGACAGCAGUACUACAAACAAGAAGAGCCAAGGCAGUUCCAAAAAAGGUAAACUUUGUCGUCUGAGCAGUGGUUUGGCAAUCCUCCAGGAGCAUAGCCUACUGGUUGUGAAUCAUGGGAAUUUAUACACGGCAGGAGAACUUCUGGAUUGCUCCCUGUUGCAGCUCAGGAUCUUUGGUGAAGGAAUGUUCAGAGAAAACCAUAGCCGUGAGGUGUUGGAGGUCAUAUGUUUGCUGAGCUUUAGCUGGUACAUGAUCAAGAAGAUGAAAAAACCACCCACUGAUGAAGAAAUCCGAGAAACCGUGAAAAAGCUUUUGGCAGAAGCAAAUCUUGAAGAAGUCACAAUGAAACAAAUCUGCAAAAAGGUAAAUGAGAGUUAUCCUACUCACGACUUGUCCUCAAGAAAAAACUUAAUCAAGACUACAGUUAAAGAGCUUAUUUCAUGAUUCUCUGGAGGACUUUAUUUUUUACUUGGAAAAUACAUGGACUGUUGGAAUAUACGCAUUCAGAUCCCAAGCUCUGAGAAUCUGACACCAGCAAAAGUGUAUUUGUUUUUACCACUUUGGGUACAGUGUAUUUUUAAGCAAAUUUUUGCUUUUUUGAGUUUAAAGGCCUAUGUAAAUUGCUUAAUUAAAACCUAUUUUUACAGUAAUUUCCAACUGUACUUUUAGCUAUCCUCAUGUGCUUCUUUUUAUAUUUUUCCAUCCUAUAGUUUUUAAAUCCUUCUAUUCACAUUGCCCCUGGAAGACAGCAGGCACUUGACUUGGUGCUUUUUGCUAUAUUGCAGCAAGCAGAUUAAAGGAAACCAGUUCUCAUAGCGUACCCAGGCUGCUUUUGUUGACCUCCUCCUUGUAAAAAUACUAGUGUGUUGGCUGUCAUUCUGACCCAGUAGAUUUAGUACUCUCCAUGACCUGA
Messenger RNA from Nanorana parkeri, 1920 nucleotides. RefSeq names its product DEK proto-oncogene (gene DEK). Gene Ontology annotation, biological process: regulation of double-strand break repair; chromatin organization. Gene Ontology annotation, molecular function: histone binding; DNA binding. NCBI's taxonomy places the organism in Eukaryota, Metazoa, Chordata, Amphibia, Anura, Dicroglossidae. Bases 144 to 1451 code for a protein of 435 amino acids. The transcript has 12 exons. The record is from RefSeq and is a predicted model, not a curated record. Gene Ontology annotation, cellular component: nucleus.